GUUGCACAGAGCAUUGAAGAUCAUCAUCAAGAAGUCAUCAGUUUCUGCCGUGAAAAUGGAUUCCAUGGUCUGGUUGCCUACGACUCAGACUAUGCGCUGUGCAAUAUCCCGUAUUACUUCAGUGCUCACGCACUCAAACUGAGCCGCAAUGGAAAAAGCAUCACAACCAGCCAGUACCUAAUGCACGAGGUGGCUAAACAGCUGGAUCUCAAUCCCAACCGCUUCCCCAUUUUCGCUGCUCUUCUAGGUAACCACAUCCUACCUGAUGAAGAUUUAGCUGCUUUCCAUUGGAGUUUACUUGGACCAGAUCAUCCAUUAGCUUCAUUAAAAGUUCGCGCUCACCAGCUUGUUUUACCUCCAUGUGAUGUUGUGAUUAAAGCGGUCGCAGACUAUGUGCGCAACAUUAAAGAUACAGAUGAUUUGGAUGCAAUUUCUUCAGAUGUUUUUCAGCAUUCACAGUCCAGAACAGAUGACAAAGUUUCCCGGUUCAAGAGAGCUGUUGCUUACUACAGAGCCACCAACAAGCCCCUGCCAUACCAACUAUCUCCAUACCCUGGCAGACCAAAUCAAAACCGAGUUCACGGUAUGAUGCAGGGCAACCCAUCUCAGAUGACUCCUCUGCCUUCUCUACAAUCAAAGCCUAUGGCUCCUCACUUGUCUGGCCAUAGUGGUGCUAUUGGUAAAGGUCCAUAUCCAUACAACCUCUCUGAAUCCACUGCCACUGUCAGUCCUACAAAUAAGAGUGUUUCCGAACAGAAUAACUACAGUAACAUUCCUCAUGAUGGCAAACACACCCCACUGUACGAGCGCUCUUCUCCCAUCAACCCGGCACAGAGCGGGAGCCCCAACCAUGUGGAUUCCACCUUCUUCCCAACAUCUUCAGCUUCCUCAUCUUCUGACAACGACGAUGGCAAUGGAGGAGCCAGCAAUCAUGUCAGCGGGAAUAAGCCUGGGUGGGAGAAAAAGGAAAAAUCACCUGGUAAAACAAACAAGAAGGAAAAUGCAGACCAAGUAAAGACUGACGGCUCCUCAGCUACCACAUCAGGAACCAAGGCAACUGAGAAGAAAAGCAACCAGGGGGGUGGUCUGCAGAUUCCAUGUCUUCUGUCCAUGCCCACCAGGAAUCACAUGGACAUCACAACUCCUCCAUUGCCUCCUGUAGCACCUGAAGUAUUAAGAGUAGCUGAACAUCGCCACAAGAAGGGCUUAAUGUACCCUUACAUCUUUCAUGUACUCACAAAGGGAGAGAUAAAAAUUCCGGUUACCAUUGAAGAUGAAGUGAACAAGGACCUUCCCCCAGCUGCUAUCCUCUACAGACCGGUGCGCCAGUAUGUCUAUGGGGUCCUGUUCAGCCUGGCAGAGAGCAGGAAGAAAGCGGAGCGACUUGCUUUUAGAAAGAACAGGAUGCCCCCAGAACAUUACCCAGUCAUUAUUAAGGAGUGGGCAGCUUAUAAAGGAAAGUCCCCUCAGACACCAGAGCUAGUGGAAGCCCUUGCCUUCAGGGAAUGGACCUGUCCUAAUCUAAAGAAGCUGUGGUUGGGCAAAGCAGUUGAAGACAAGAACCGAAGGAUGAGAGCUUUUCUGGCCUGUAUGAGAUCUGACACACCAGCCAUGCUUAACCCUGCUAAUGUGCCCACUCACCUUAUGGUGCUUUGUUGUGUAUUACGUUAUAUGGUGCAAUGGCCAGGUAUCAGAAUACUUCGGCGCCAGGAGCUUGAUGCCUUCCUCUCUCAGGCACUGUCACCCAAACUCUAUGAGCCUGACCAACUCCAGGAACUCAAGAUCGAAAAUUUGGACCCUAGAGGAAUUCAGCUGUCUGCCUUGUUCAUGAGCGGAGUGGACAUGGCGCUGCUGGCCAAUGAUGCCUGUGGACAGCCUAUCCCCUGGGAACACUGCUGCCCUUGGAUGUAUUUUGAUGGAAAAUUGUUGCAGUUCAAGUACAUUAAAGCUACCAGGGAAAAAGCCUCACUAAUCGACCUCUGCGAUGGUCAGGCAGAACAAGCUGCCAAAGUAGACAAAAUGAGACAAAGUAUCCUGGAAGGGCUACACUUUACAAGACAAAGCCACCCACUGCCAUUCCCGCCUCCACCCGCCAUGCCUUUUUACCCUGCUGCUGUGUACCCGCGACCCUUUGGACCAAUGCCUCCACCUCCAGGUAGAGGAAGAGGAUUCUCUGGUGUCCAGCCCAUGCCUUCUCAGGGAGGGAAGCUUGAAAUAGCUGGAACUGUGGUUGGCCAGUGGGCUGGGACUAGACGUGGACGUGGCAGAGGACAGUUUCCACUUCAGGUGGUUUCUGUUGGUGGACCAACUAGAGGACGCCCCAGAGGAGUUAUAUCAACCCCCGUUAUACGAACAUUUGGAAGAGGCGGUAGAUAUUAUGGAAGAGGGGCAUACAAAAACCAAGGGGCAUCUCAGACCAAGCCGGCAUAUGCUACUUCUGCGGCAGAAGUGGCCAAAGAGCUUAAGACACAAUCCGAAGACUCCAAAUCAUCCGCCGUGUCUUCAGAUGGUUCUCUGACCGAGAACGGAGUGGUGAACGAGGACACCCAAGCUUCCCAGAUCAAUGGGGGCUCGGCAGACACCCAGCCUCCCAAUCACUCUGAAAGUGCCUUAAGCAGUGACUCUAAAGCGUGCAAUACGAAUCCUCAUUUAAAUGCACUAGAUCCAGACAGCGGGCACCGCGAGGAGGAAACCCUUGAGGCCCCUGUCUUGAAAAAAGAAGAGUAA
This is a messenger RNA of Staurois parvus, 2727 nucleotides long. NCBI's taxonomy places the organism in Eukaryota, Metazoa, Chordata, Amphibia, Anura, Ranidae. The record is from the annotation of a GenBank genome assembly.